UGUCCGGGCACACGCCGUCAUGCAACUUGGCCAUGGGCGCUUGACCCUUGCGACCAACUGGCCAUUGGUUGCACCGCGCCGCGGAGUGCGGCGUGGAUGGCCUCCUGCUCAGCCCGUCCGCGCUUUCGCUAUCGCGGCACCUGCGGCGUAUUCGGCAUGGGUUAGCGCCUCGGUGGGUUUGGGCGCUUGGGCUGCGCUGGCGCUUGAACGCACUGCUCUGGGACGCAAGGUGACCAGUCCGUUGUUGUCCUUCUUCUUCGGCUGGGCGCUGAAGGCUUUGGGCCUGCUGCGUGACGCGCAGAGCGCCGAGCGCUUGGCCUCGAGUCUCUUGCCGGCGGCGCUGCCGUUGAUGGUCCUCUCAGCCCAGACGGCUGAGGGCGGCAGCUCCGGCAACGAAAUCUGGUCUGUGCUAGGGGCCUUCGCCGUUUGCACUUUGGCUUCCUGCGGUGCCGCCGUCGCCGCCUUCGCCCUGUCGCACGCGGGAAACGCCGGUUGGGCGCCAGUCGCCGGCCUCGCGGCGCUGUCUGCGCCCACCGCCGCGAAGAUUUGCGGCGCCCUGGCAGCCACCUACAUCGGGGGCAGCGCGAACUUGGCGGAGGUCGCCUGGAGCUCCGGCCUGGCGCAGGACCAGCGGCUGCUGGGCUGCCUGGCGGCGGCCGAUGUGGUGCUGAUGGGCAUCUACUUUGCGGGCCUCACUAUGGUGGCAAACUGGGCUGCGCCAGCGCAGUCACCGACGCCCGCUUCGGUUGACACUGCCCCGGCUUCGAGGGCGAAGCAGUUGGGCUGGCCGGAGCGGCUGGCGGUGCAGAGUUUUCUGGCGCUGCUGGCCUUGGCCAUCGCCCAGGCCUCAAACACUUUGGGCGCCCGAGUGUUUCGCUUCCCGGGCGCCGGGUCGGCGCUCAGCGUGGCGCUGGCGGCGGCCUGCGCAUGGGUUCUGCGCCGAAAGCGGCGAGAGUGGAGCGUCUGCGGCAGCGCUUCAUACGUGGCGCAGCUCUUCCUUGGUUGCUUUUAUACCACGCUAGGCGUGGGCGCCAGCGGCGGCUUCCAUGACGCGGGCGGCAUCUUCCUCCUCUCCGGAGUGGUGCUGUUAGGCCACGUGGUGCUUGCGGCUUUGGGCGCGGCGGCGCUGAAUGCAGCAAGGCCCAGGCUGGUGCGCUUGCCGGUGCUGCUGGUGGCAAGCAAUGCUGCCGUUGGGGGGCCGUCCACAGCGGCCACCUUCGCGGAAAGUAUCGGGCAGCCCCGCCUGGUGAUACCCGCGGCUCUCAGCGGCACCGUGGGCUAUGCCAUUGGCAGCCCGAUCGCCUACGCGUUGAUCAGAUCCUUUAGCUCCUGACCAGCUUCUCUGAAGGAUCCGAAGGAGCGCGUUUCUUCGCGACUCGGAGGUCUUGCCGGCGGACGCCUGAGUGCCACAAGAUCCGAGAUCGGCGGGCUGAGUCAAGAGACAUUCGGCCGGUAAAUUCUCGGUAAGCCUGUUGGGAGCUUGCCGAGGAGUUUGAGGAGUUUGGAGUUUGGGAGACAUAGGUGCGCAAGUCCUUGAC
This is a messenger RNA of Effrenium voratum, 1538 nucleotides long. NCBI's taxonomy places the organism in Eukaryota, Dinophyceae, Suessiales, Symbiodiniaceae. The record is from the annotation of a GenBank genome assembly.